This is a messenger RNA of Psylliodes chrysocephalus, 1276 nucleotides long. Lineage: Eukaryota; Metazoa; Arthropoda; Insecta; Coleoptera; Chrysomelidae. The record is from the annotation of a GenBank genome assembly.
AGAUGAUAGAUUAAUAUGUCGUUGUGCAUUACGCAUGAUUGCCUUGUAACUGUCAAAUAAAAAACACUUGUCACUUUUAUGUAUGACAAUUAUCACAAAAAGAAUAUAUAAUAGAGCAUAAAUGUUAACUAACCAGCUAUAUCCAUCGAUGGAGUUUCUUAAAGGUGAUGAAGAAAGUAAUGCACUUCUUAGACAUGAGGAUAAAGAAGAAACUCCAGCUGCAGUCAACCUUGAAGAAAAACUAGAAUCACUAUCAACCGUAAAAAGUCAACUGGAGGAAUUUGGCGGUUGGUUGAAAUCUAACAUUCCAACAUUUAUUAAAACUGAAUACGAAGGUGAAGCAACUGUUGGCAAAGAACUGCCGCCUACAAGCGAAUUUGCUAAACUUCAACCUCCAAACGAUGAUAAUUAUGAAGAAUCCACCAUCAUAGAUGAUGUCGAAUCUCUAUCUAAAGAUGAGUCUCUUACUGAUGAAAAAGAUUACCAAUUUUCUGAUAUACAAAGUACAGCUUUAGCAGGUGCAAAAUCAUUUGGCACUUUUUUAUACUCCGCUGUAAACAUGGCUGGAAGGGCAAUAAGCGAAACAGGUGCUAUGAUCAAAGAAUCAAUCGAAAACAGUAGUCUACUCAGUGAGUUCAAUCGGGAGCAAGAAGAAUUUAUUAAAAACCAAAACGACAACGCUUCUAGUGCCAUACCACCUUGGGCAGGUUGUACAAACGAGCAGGUCUUAAAAGAUGAAUGUCUUAGCUUGUCCUUAGACCGAAGUAACUUCAUUCGCAAUCCACCAAUUGGCGUAGACUUUCAGUUUGACUAUCAAUUGUCCUAUCCAGUUGCUCUGUCUAUUAUGAGACAUGAUCCCAAUUUGGAAAAAAUGCGUUACGAACUUGUACCUAGGGUAAUUAAAGAGGAACAUUUCUGGAGGAAUUAUUUCUACCGCAUUAGCCUAAUUUGUCAAGCAAACACCUUGUCAUUUCUAUCAGAAGAAGAGGACGAUUUACUAAAUAAUUCUAAUCAACUAUUAAAUAGUUCAAAAUUAAACUUGAAUGAGUUUGUAUCUGAUUCGCUUCAAGCCAGUAUUGAAGAUUUAAAUGAAAUAAAAGAAGGAAUGAAAAAGCUUUCUUUUAAAGCCAAAAGUAAUGAAGAGUGGCAGAGGGAACUUGACGUGGAAUUACAGGAUUAUGAAACAAAAUUUGAAGGAAAAACAGAGAAUUCGAAGAGUGAUAAUUGGGAGGCAGAAAUCGACGAUAUUUUGCAAAACGAGACUGAUAUAAAGUAG